UAGAUUAGUGAAAAAACGUGCAAUUUUGUUUUUCAUAAGUUAAACACUUUUUUUUAUAUAAAUCAAAUCAAUUUCGUUUUGCACCUUCUUCUAUCAACAUGAGUUCUGCCGGUCGUGAUCCCAAUUAUUACAUGAAGCGUCAGAAGAAUAACGAAGCGGCCCGACUAAGUAGGAAUAAAAGAAAAGAAAAAGAAAUUCAAGCAGAAAAAGAUAAAAAGAAACUUGAAGCAGCAUAUGUCAAACUGCACAAGGAAUUACUUCAGAUCCAUAAAAAGAAAAUAGAAGCAUUUGUAUCAUCAUGCUCAGACCAGUUAAGACGACAAAGAUAAUAUCAUUGGUUUUAUUCAAAACAUGUAGUCUAGUAAAAUGUGUUUGGUAUGUUUUCUAGUAAAUGCCAAUGUUU
Metopolophium dirhodum (rose-grain aphid) is the source of this 403-nucleotide messenger RNA. Its product is annotated as transcription factor zip-4-like. Bases 99 to 329 code for a protein of 76 amino acids. NCBI's taxonomy places the organism in Eukaryota, Metazoa, Arthropoda, Insecta, Hemiptera, Aphididae. The transcript has 2 exons. Gene Ontology annotation, molecular function: DNA-binding transcription factor activity. The record is from RefSeq and is a predicted model, not a curated record. Gene Ontology annotation, biological process: regulation of DNA-templated transcription.